AUGUUGACCAAUAGCAACGUCUUGAUAUAUUUCUGCGCGGUCGCGUGGUGCACCGCCCAAAGGCUGACCUACGAUCAGCUUUUGCCCAACAGAAACAAUGGCAGGAAUGUCCGAAUGACGCCGGCCGUGAGUGAAGACAUCGUCAUGACACCUGGGCCCACCGGAAUCAGGAGACAGCCGUCGUUUCCGGGAUCGAUGCCUUUCCCGUGCAAGAACAUGACGUCUCCCGGACUCGGCAGGAGCAUCGUGAGACCGACCAGCGUGCACAGGCUUCGGCCCGGCGACAUUGACGUGGUGGGAGCCAUGGGUGACAGUCUGGUGGCCGGAAACGGUGCGCUCGAGGAAUUCGCCAUGGGAACGUUGAUCGAGUACCGAGGAGUGUCGUGGGCGGCAGGCGGCGAAGCUACGUGGCGGAACUAUCUGACGCUGCCCAACAUUCUCAAGGAAUUCAACCCCGGGCUGAAGGGUUAUUCAGUGGGAAAAGGCGAAUUUCUCGCGCCUAACUCUCACAUGAACGUCGCUUUCCCCGUGUCGGCCGACUUCGACGCGUACAGGCAGGCGCAGUUCUUGGUGAAGAAGAUGAAAAAAGACCCGGACGUUGAUUUCAAAAAUGACUGGAAGUUGAUAACCAUGUUUUUCGGCGCCAACGACUUGUGUUCAGGACAAUGUUACGACAAGGACGGCACGACUCCGUUACAGCACAGCAAGAAACUGCAAAAAGCGUUAGACUACCUCCAGACCAAUCUUCCCAGGACGUUCGUGAACCUCGUACCCGUCUUAGACGUGUCGGUCAGCGUACGCGUGAAGAGGUCGUUCAUGUGCCAUAUGCUACACAGGUUCUUCUGUACCUGUUUCCACCAGAAAGGAGACGAAAUGGAUCAGAUCACUCAAAUGGUCCGAGAUUAUCAGACUGCCGAACAGAUUUUGAUCAACAGUGGUCGAUACAACAAAAAAGAAGACUUCACCGUAGUCAUCCAACCGUUCAUCAAACUGUUCAACGCGCCGCUGGACAAGAAGCGGCAAUUUGAAGAGGUCAUAGACAUAUCAUACGUCACCUACGAUUGUUUCCAUUUCAGUCAAAAGGGACACGCUUUAGCUGCCAAUUUGCUGUGGAACAACAUGCUGCAACCCGUUGGCACAAAAUCCGAGAACACGAUGGACUUCAUCAUGAAGGACUUCGUCUGUCCGACGGCCCGCAGCCCGUACAUAUUCACUGCCAACAAUUCGGUGCCAUUGGACUAUCGAAACGACAACAGGCUCAGAUGAACGAACAAUCGUCGAGCGUCUUUCGGGUCGUAAAAAAAUGUACGCGAGUACACACGACGUAGAUCAUCAUCGAUACAUGCAUAAUUUAUAAUUAUUAUCGUUUUUAAAUUUAUUGUUUUAUACUGUGUAUACAUUAUUAUUUUUUCAAAUGAUUUCUCGACGUUCUUUCAUUAUUAUUUUUACUAUUAUUAUUAUUAUUAUUAUUAUUAUUAUUAUUAUUAUUAUUAUUAUUAUUAUUUUAAGUUUUGCAUAAAAUAAUUUUACGCGUCUUGUACACAAGGCGUGUGUACAUCAUCACGUCGGUCGUUGAGUUCCGAGAGUAUCCGGUCACCUAUUAGUAUUGUUAUUAUUAUUAUUAUAAUGACGUUACAUAGAUAAUGUAUAAUAAUACGGACAAAUUGCAUUUCCUCCCAUCGUAUAUAUAUGUAUAUGUGCAUAAAUUGCAACGCGCGUGUUCAUCCUAUCCGUUUUGGAAUAAUUUCUGCAUUCCGCGUUUGACGUCAGAUACCAAUUUAACACCAGGUACCUUAAAGACUUUUUAUUUUAUUUUUUUAGGUUUUUUCAUAUUUAUAUUUUUUUUUCGUCUUACACAAUACUCGUGAUCAUGGGUAAUUCCAGAUCACUGAAAUUACCAUAGCGUAUACAUGAUAAUAUUAUGAUUGUUUUUAAAUAACGAUGUUUAUCGAUAUAACACUACAAUAAAAACAUGUAUUAAAAUAUUGA
This is a messenger RNA of Myzus persicae (green peach aphid), 1989 nucleotides long. RefSeq names its product phospholipase B1, membrane-associated-like. NCBI's taxonomy places the organism in Eukaryota, Metazoa, Arthropoda, Insecta, Hemiptera, Aphididae. Gene Ontology annotation, biological process: phospholipid metabolic process. The transcript is spliced from 7 exons. Gene Ontology annotation, molecular function: glycerophospholipase activity. Bases 1 to 1266 code for a protein of 421 amino acids. The record is from RefSeq and is a predicted model, not a curated record.